UGUUUGCUUUGAUUGACUACCGAUUUCACUUGGAAAUUAAGCGAAAUUAUGUAAAAUUUUGUUGCAACUUAACGUGUUUUGAAUAACAAAAACCGUACCCAUAUAUUUUUAACGGGAAUCAACUAAUUGCAACAACUCAUUUGUCCUGCAAAAUAAGAUUUCACCGCCGCAAAUAAGUCGCAAAUAAUUUGUGUUUUAAGUGUUUGUAAUUAUAACUUUGUGUUUUGUUGAAUAUUUCUGUUACGAAACAGUGUUUCUGUUCAUUAUUUUGUAUGUCGCAUCGUUGACGUAGUUGAAAAUCACAAGUGCCUGAAAUUGAUUACAUUCGGUUUUGGUAUUUGUAAGAAAACGCAAAAUGAACAGCAUGAAUAACUUCUUGUCGCCUCGGGCAAUGGUUGGAGCUGCUAUUGUGGGCAUCGUUGGAGCCGCCGGCGUAUUUAUUUACGAGCAAAUAUAUGCCGAGAAGAGGAGGGCUAUGUUAGUGAGAGAAGUAGCGAGAUUGGACAAGCAGGUGACAUCGAUGAGGUCAGAACUUGAAGCACUCAGAGAAUUGCAGAAGGAAACUAAUAUUCGGCGCAUGAAGCAGCGUCGCACGCGGCGGGUGCGGCCCGUCAAGCCGGCGCCCAGCGGGGACGCUCCCGACGCGCCCGAACAGAGCUAUGCGUCUGACUCGGAGUAUUUUACUGACUACCAGUCUGUGCUCGGUACAGAUGGUGAACUAGACAGUGAAGAGUUCUACGACGUGCCGACGGACGAAGACGAUGACGACACGCUUCGAGAGUCGCUGCGGAACGGACACGCAAUCUCAGAACUACCUGACGAGGACUCCCCAAAGAUCACAGUGGAAACACCGGCCACUCCAGUCAAAAACGUGACCUAGCUGUGACAACAUUCAUAGCUGAGUCCAGUAGUGGGAGUGUAGUAUUAGAUAGUGGGGAAUGGGCAAACCACCGUAGCUAGUUAUAAUGGUUGCGACUAAACGAAUAGUUAAGCGAAAUUAACUGCUAACUAAUCCAUGUAUAGUUAAACUUAAACUGUAAGUUUGUUAAGGUAUUAACGUUUAACAAGAGUUAAAACUCAAAUAUAAUCAGCUAAGAAUGAUUCGGACUACCGCACAAAGCUUGAUCAAACGGUGAUCUGAUGUUAGAAAACGGAAAUUUUAAUACAGGCUAUACCAUAGCCUAGCUAGAAAGACGUAGAAUCUACCCAUAUUGUAAAAUAUGAAUGUUACAUUUAUUUAUUUAUUGAAUAGAAUAGAACGGUAAAAACCAAUUACACUACUCAUAUACACAUAAAACAUAACUUAUUAUCAAGAACAGUAACUUAUAUCGACUUAGAAAUUUUAAUAUAAAUUAAAGAUACAAGGAAAUACAAGAAAAAAAAUAUCGGAAUAAUAAUACAUCUACUACAAUCUAUCUUUUUAAAGAAAUUUAGAAUGGCAAAGUGUUAAUAAUAGGGUUCCUUACAGGUAAUUUUAAGGUUUAGGUUACGAAACACUAAAAUUACCUGCUAUGAAGAAUUUAAUCCUUCUGUACCGUUUCAUUGUCAGUCAAAUCCGACGCACAAAGGCACCUUAAUUCGGAACAAGGAUUCGUAGAUCACACAAAUGAUUGUCAUACCCGGUAAUCGAACCCCCAACACGUCAUUCGCAGUGGGUUUGGCGUGGUGACCUAUGAGUGUAGCAGAACAGACAAUAUUUGAUUAUAUAGAAACAAUAUCGGACCAAUGGUGUCAAGUAUCUUGCAAAAUAUUGAAAACUGUUGCCAUUGGAGUUAAUCGGUUCGGGCGUUUUGAAUAUUAGGUGGAACAAACAGAC
Molecule: messenger RNA, 1816 nt
Organism: Trichoplusia ni (cabbage looper)
Lineage: Eukaryota; Metazoa; Arthropoda; Insecta; Lepidoptera; Noctuidae
Exons: 6
Coding region: 356-880 (174 amino acids)
Source: RefSeq, a predicted model, not a curated record